AUGGGCCGAGCACUUCUGAGGCGCCCUCAGCCGCCCCUCCACCACAUCCGACGCCGCCAUCGCCCGUCUGCCGCAAGUGGAGACCAACGUCGACCUCGACCCCCUGCCUCCCUCCACGAAACCAUCAGGGCCGUCCUGCAGCUCUCCAGCGGAAAGGCGCCCGGAUCAGACGCGAUCCCCACUGAGAUCUACAGGCGCGGUGGCCUCCAACUCAUGAAUCAUCUGACGGCGCUCUUCCAGGACAUGUGGCGUCAAGGAGAAGUCCCUCGGGAUUUCAUAGACGCCACAGUGGUGCAUCUAUACAUGCGGAAAGGAAACCGCCAAAUCUGCGACAAGCAUUGAGGCAUCUUCCUGAACAACGCCGGGAAAAUAUUCGCUCGCAUUCUUCUCAAUCGUCUGAACAGCCACCCAGAACGAGGUGUCAUACCGGAAAUCCAGUGCGGCUUCCAUCGUCAUCGUGGGACCACAGACAUGAUCUCUGCCGCCCGACAACUGCAGGAGAAGUGCCAGGAGAUGCGGACCCACCUGUACUCUACCUUCGUGGACCUGACGAAAGCCUUCGACACGGUGAAUCGUGAAGGACUGUGGAAGAUCAUGCAGGAAUUCGGCUGUAACGACCAAUUCAUUCAGAUGGUGCACCCAGCUCCAUGACGGCAUGAUGGCGCACGCCGCGGACAAUGGAGCCGUCUCAGAGGCAUUUGCAGUGACCAAAGGAGUGAAGCAGGGAUGCGUUCUGGCACCCACCCUCUUCAGUCUUAUGUUCUCUACCAUGCUGAUGGACGCCUACCGCGAUGAACGCCCCGGAUCCGCAUCGCCUAUAGGACGGGCGAUCACCUUCUCAAUCAACGGCGGAUGCACGUCCAAUCGCGCGUAUCGAAAACCAUCGCUCACGAACUUCUCUUCGCCGACGCCUGUGCCCUCAACACCACUUCGGAAGAGGACAUGCAACGGAGCAUGGACCUCUUCUCCGCCGCCUGCGAAAACUUCGACCUGGUCAUCAACAGGCAGAAGACGGCGGUCAUGCAUUAA
Spirometra erinaceieuropaei is the source of this 1029-nucleotide messenger RNA. NCBI's taxonomy places the organism in Eukaryota, Metazoa, Platyhelminthes, Cestoda, Diphyllobothriidea, Diphyllobothriidae. The record is from the annotation of a GenBank genome assembly.